CCCAGACUGGUCCACAAGGAAGUUGUUAAACAAAGCUCCUGACCAAUAAUACUGCAGGAUCAACGCCAGUGGCUCGCAGGCCGUCCAAUGGGUGGAGACGUUGGAGUUGCGCGGCGAACUUCGGCUUCCUGAGGCGUGGUGGGCGUGAUCACUAGAGGAGUUUAGACCAGCUAAUUGAAGAAUUGGUAGUGGCUGUGGCGAUGUCUCUCUCUAAAGCUGGAUUCUGUUCGCGGACACGGGAAGCCAGCCCCUUGGAACACAGGAAGUGGGUGGAAGUAUUUAAAGCCUGCGAUGCAGAUAAUAAAGGCUACCUAAGCAGAGAGGACUUUAAGAUUGCUAUCGUAAUGCUGUUUGGUUACAAGCCCUCCAAGAUAGAAGCAGAUUCUUUGAUGUCUUCAAUAAAUCCCAACACUUCUGGCAUAGUACUCGGGGAAUUUUUAAAUAUUGUAAGGAAAAAGAAGGAAGCUCAACUAUAUCGGAAUGAGAUAAGACACAUUUUCACAGCUUUUGAUGUGCACUAUCGUGGCUACUUAACUUUGGAAGAUUUCAAAAAAGCAUUCAAGCAGGUGGCUCCCAGAUUACCAGGAAGGACUGUUCUUGAGGUAUUCAGGAGUACCUUUGUGCGGCAUGAUGAAAAUAUGGUGGAUGCUGCUGCCGAGCGGCAUCCAGCUAAAAGGCAGGCUUGUGAAAACAUCACAGUGCAUCCUCAUCCAUAUCACACACCGGAUCUGGCACCGCAUGGUUUCUGGCUCUUCCUCAACAUCACAAUGACCAUGAAGCAUAAAUGCUUUGAAUUGAUUCAGGACGUAGAGGCAGCCACAUUGGCCAACUAAAGACACUCAGGAAUGAGGACUUAGAGAACUGCUUCAGAGAGCAGCAAGAACAUAGGGGAAGUGUGUUCAAAGCAAGGGGAGUAUCUUGAAGGAAAUAACAGCACUGCAUCUUUUGCUGUAGUAAAUUUAAAAAAUUUAAACACACAAUAGUUUUUGGUUAUAACUUGUGUAACACGUGAUUGAUUUAACGCCUGUUUCUUUACAUGGUUAAAAGAAUUCGUUGACUGUCACAACUGGAACAUUCACAAGUGUGAUUGAUUCUGGGUGUAGCUCCAUCAAGCCUCUGGUUUAUAUUUCUGGUUUUCUUUCAGCCUUGCGUUUGCCCUGUGUCAUUGUUGUCUUGGGCAAACUCAUCCCUUAUGUUGUCAAACUGACUGCAGCAGUUCUAGGCCUCAUACCCACAAUCUCACAAGCUUGAGCUGAGAGUGUGGCUCUGCUUAGGGGGUCAGAAGUUCUGGAUUUCUCUGUAAAGUGUGGAUAUCACCUCUGAACCUGAUGAGGGUCACGAGUGCCUGAUAACCCAAAACCUAGUCACCGAGAGCAGAGGGGAUGGCAUCCUACCGAAAGGCAGAGCGUAUCUCUCGAGCCUUGGGUGGAAUCAUUCCUUCCCAUAUCACAGGGUGCUGGAAGCCAAGAAUGAGUCUAGGAACCUACAGAUGCUGGCAGAAUAGAGGGAUUCAUAGUUUAAGCCUUUAUGUCUGUUCACAUAAUGUUAAAGCAAAUAGGUCUCAGCAAAUAAAUGGGGAAGAUGUUGGUUUUAGGUUGGAUGGUGGAGCCAUUCGGAAGUCCCUGACACUUGUGAUCCCCACCAGCCUCGCCCUUGCUACUCAUUCAUACAGUUCCUAGUAUUACUUCCUUGCCAUAUUAUUUUUCUCUUUGACACAUUCUGUACCAAACGGAGUGUGUUUGAACCUGAGAGUUUUUGAUAGCUAGAUGCAGAUCCUACUUGUUUAGGAAAAUUAUGCUUUAUCUAGACCUACUCAUUUAAAUAAAUUAAACAGUUCUUCAUUGGACAUACUAAUUUUAGAAACUGAAGUUUAGCAGAAGGGGAAGAAGAUGCAAAUAAGUAUAAUUGGUUAAUGAAAGGUUUGAGGAUCUUUCACUCUCUAUAUAGCUUAUCUAAAUUAAAGAAAAUGUAAACUUCAAAUAAAUGAAUUUUUCAAUUUUAAAAAUACUAAUAGUUUUAUUUGUUUAAAUAAUGCAGGGCUGUAUUUAGUUCUUCAGAAGUAUUUCCGAAUCAGGCAGAAUACACAUAUUUAGAAAUUGUAAUCCUAGGUCCUUUCUUCUCAGUCAGCUAUAUUCAUUAGUAUGCACAGAAAUAUUAACAUAAAUAUGAGCAUAUGCAUCCUCAUCAAUCAUGUGCAGGGUGCUUUCUAGUUGCUGAGGAUACAGAAAAAUAGAACACACAUUUCCUUUACUCAGUGAACAACAUAUGAUCUGUUAGGGAAGAAAAGCAAAUACAUGGGAAAUAAAUAGUAGUGAGUUUAUUCACUGCCUAGUGCUGGCAGAUGAGACAACAAUAAGGGGCUUAGAACAGGCAACAGUUGCUGGGGUGAGGGAAGGGGUCUGCAGAGGACAGAAGAGGCCCAAGAAGGGAGCAUCCUCGGUGGUCAAGCAAGUUUGCUUUUGCACUGCUAUUUUAUUCUAUUUUCCUUAAAGUUGUUAUUAUUGUAUGAUGCUUAAUUCACAUAAGCAUUCCUUUUUUGAGGGGGUAGGGUACUGGGGAUUGAACUCACGAACUCACACUUGCCAGGCAGACGCUUAUGCCGCUGAGCUAAAUCCCCAGCCCCUGUUGCUUAAUUCACCAAGAAUUUUUAUUGCAUAAUAGUUUCCACAAGACAUUGACCAUAUAGAUCAUUUCUGAUCAUUUGUGUAUUUUCCAAAAUUUCUGUAGUGACUCCCUAGUAUCCUUUCAUAAUUAUUUUUAUAUUGAUAGGACGAUUAAUAUGAUUCUAAACUUCUUUUAUUAUGUUAAAGAAAAUAGUCCCAAAACUAAUUAGAAAAUAAAUUGUGUCACCUGUUACAUUCCUUAAGGAAAAAAGAUUGGAGCUGUUUCUUAUCUAUAGUGACUAAUGCUGUUCCAUUACUCAGUCACUAUUUUGUAGCGUGAUUGGCCUGACACAUUCAGACAUGAGACUUUUUGAAAACUUAAUCUAUAAUCUAUGGGAGUUGGAAGACUUCUUGGCUGGCUUGAUUUAACAUCAGUUGUUGGACUGCUCUCAGUUUAAUAAAUUUAGAAUUAAACCUAAAGUUUUUCAUUUUGUGUUAUUUCUUCCCUUUUAGUCAUUUCCUGUCCUUUAUUCUUCUUAUUUUUCCACCAUGUCUGUGAGCUCCCUCAUUUGGAUAUAACUUCUUUUUGGACAGGAAUCAGUGAGUCUCUGGAGCUUUAGAUAGCACCUGGCACAUGGAAGAUGCUCAAAAAAUGCUCAAAAUGAAUGAAAACAUCUCACACAUAAAUGGAAAGAAAUAACGCAUAGGAGAUUAGAUCCAAGAAUGUAUGUAUGAUUUAAUUUUCACAUGUGGUUUUGCACAGUC
Cavia porcellus (domestic guinea pig) is the source of this 3368-nucleotide messenger RNA. RefSeq names its product EF-hand calcium binding domain 11 (gene Efcab11). NCBI's taxonomy places the organism in Eukaryota, Metazoa, Chordata, Mammalia, Rodentia, Caviidae. Gene Ontology annotation, cellular component: microtubule organizing center. The transcript is spliced from 6 exons. The coding region runs from base 201 to 833 and encodes 210 amino acids. Gene Ontology annotation, biological process: spindle pole body duplication. The record is from RefSeq and is a predicted model, not a curated record. Gene Ontology annotation, molecular function: microtubule binding; calcium ion binding.